Molecule: messenger RNA, 8265 nt
Organism: Thunnus maccoyii (southern bluefin tuna)
Lineage: Eukaryota; Metazoa; Chordata; Actinopteri; Scombriformes; Scombridae
Product: phosphatidylinositol 3-kinase regulatory subunit alpha-like
Exons: 17
Coding region: 515-2668 (717 amino acids)
Biological process (GO): phosphatidylinositol phosphate biosynthetic process; insulin receptor signaling pathway
Cellular component (GO): phosphatidylinositol 3-kinase complex
Molecular function (GO): protein binding; 1-phosphatidylinositol-3-kinase regulator activity
Source: RefSeq, a predicted model, not a curated record
CUCCAAUGUUAACUUGACUCCAGUCUCGCUGCUAAAAAAAAAAUCAGACGACUGACACGAGCGUAUUCAUCUCGGAAAUAAUCGAUAAAAUAACUGAAUAUUUCAGUUUUAAAGAACAUCUGGACGUCGUGUGACAUCGCUGCUCCGUAAUGGCGUCCGCUGUUUGCUCCGCUGGAGGUGUUUGUUGGUGAAAAAUUAAAAAAAAAGGUGAUCUGUCGCAGCCCCAGAUGUGGCCGCCACCUCUGCUGAGACUCCUGUUCAUGAACGACGAGGACGCUUUGAUUGAGCGGCUGUGGCUGGGUCUGGAGGGAUGACAGGACAUUAGCAGACAUGGAGACAGGGGAGACUCACAGACAGCUGCAAACGCCAUAUUUACUCAGUCUAGAUUCUCCUCAUUAGAUCUUCUCAGGCAAAGACUUAAAUCCUAUUUUUUUAUAUUUUUUUAUUAUCCAGAGCUCUUGUUUUUUUUUUGUGUUAGUCAUUGUGAAGCCAUACACCGCCGUAAGCCGCCGUCAUGAGUUCUGAGGCCUUUCAGUACCGAGCGCUGUACGAGUACAAGAAGGAGAGGGAGGAGGACAUCGACCUGCAUGUGGGAGACAUGCUGCUGGUCAGCAAAGGAGCGCUGCUGGCGCUCGGCUGCGGCAGCGGAGCCGAAGAACGGCCGUCGGAGAUCGGCUGGCUGCCGGGCUUCAACGAGACCACGCAGGAAAAAGGCGACUUCCCGGGGACGUACGUGGAGUUCGUCGGCAGAAAGAGGAUGUCCCCGCCUACGCCGAAGCCCCGCCCACCCAGACCGCCGUCCGCCGCGUCGGCGAGGACCGACUCCGAGUCCGAGGGCUUCGUGUUGCCAGAACUCCCAGAUCAGUUCGGACCCCCGGACACGGCCCCUCCCCUCCUCAACAGACUGAUGGAGGCCAUCGAGACCAAAGGUCUGGACAGUCCCAGCGUGUAUCGCAGUAUGAGCGGAGGCGGCGUGGACACCCGGCAGCUGGCCGACACCGACCUGGAGCAGCUGGAUGUGGCGUCCCUGUGUGACGGGGUAGUCCGGUUCCUGCAGGACCUCCCCGGCCCCGUCCUCCCCUCCUCGCUGCAGACCGACAUGAUCCACGCCGUGCAAGAGGUCCGAGACCCGGAGGACUGCGCCCAGGUGCUGCUGGGCGUGGCCAGCUCGCCCACCUGCCCCGCCCAGUACGGGCUGACCCUGCUCAGCGUGGUCCGACACCUGGCCCGCCUCUGUCUGCACGGAACCAGAGUCCAGCUGAGCCCCCGAAACCUGGCUGAGAGCUUCAGUCCACUACUGUUCAGACAGACUGCAGGGUCUGAGUCCAGUCUGGAUCCUCUGGUUCAGGUCCUGGAGGUUCUGAUAACCAGCGAGCUCAACAUGAACCAGGCUGCACCAGCUUUACCUCCUAAACCGGUGAAGCCGGCGACUCCGGCACCUUCCAGUAGUUUCAACAACAGUAUGGCUCUGCAGGACGCCGAGUGGUACUGGGGAGACAUUUCCAGAGAGGAGGUGAACGAGAAGCUGAGAGACACAGCUGACGGUACGUUUCUGGUCCGAGACGCCUCCACGAAGAUGCACGGAGAUUACACUCUGACUCUGAGGAAAGGAGGCAACAACAAACUGAUCAAGAUUUUCCACCGGGAGGGGAAGUACGGCUUCUCCGACCCUCUGACCUUCAGCUCGGUGGUGGAGCUGAUCAACCAUUACCGCCACGAGUCUCUGGCCCAGUACAACCCCAAACUGGACGUCAAGCUGCUCUACCCGGUGUCCAAACACCAGCAGGACCAGGUGGUGAAGGAGGACAGUAUUGAAGCUGUGGGGAAGAAGCUGCACGAGUAUCACCUGCAGUACCAGGAGAAGAACCGAGAGUACGACAGACUGUAUGAAGAGUACACCAGAACCUCACAGGAGAUCCAGAUGAAGCGGACGGCCAUCGAGGCGUUCAACGAGACCAUAAAGAUCUUCGAGGAGCAGUGUCAGACUCAGGAGCGCUUCAGCAAAGAGUACAUCGAGAAGUUCCGCCGAGAGGGCAACGACAAGGAGAUCCAGAGGAUCAUGGAGAACUACGACAAGCUGAAGUCUCGGAUCAGCGAGAUCGUGGACAGUAAAUGUCACCUGGAGGUCGACCUGAAGAAACAAGCCGCCGACUACCGAGAGAUCGACAAGAAGAUGAACAGCAUCAAACCAGACCUGAUCCAGCUCCGCAAGACCAGGGACCAGUACCUGAUGUGGUUGACCCAGAAGGGAGUCCGUCAGAGGAAGCUGAACGAGUGGCUCGGUCUGAAGAACGAAACCACAGAGGACGAGUACAGCAUGGUGGACGACGAGGAAGACCUUCCUCAUCACGACGAGCGUCUGUGGCGUCUGGGAAACAUCAACCGCCUUCAGGCCGAGUCGCUGCUGCGCGGGAAGAGAGACGGAACCUUCCUGGUCCGAGACAGCAGCAAGCCGGGCUGCUACGCCUGCUCCGUGGUGGUGGACGGCGAGGUGAAGCACUGCGUCAUCAACAAGACGACCUCCGGCUUCGGUUUCGCAGAGCCCUACAACCUGUACGGCUCUCUGAAGGAGCUGGUGCUGCACUACCAGCACACCUCGCUGGUCCAACACAACGACUCGCUCAACGUCACGCUGGCGUUCCCCGUCUACAGCCAGCAGAGACGGUGACCCGCCCGGUUCACCCCCGCUUCACGCCGCCUCCACCGUAGACCAGCAGCAGACCUCGUUUACACACUCGACCCCCCCCCCCAAAAAAAACCAAACCAGACGGUCUGACUGACCGCCAGAUGACGGAGGGGGGGCGGGGAGACAUUCAGCUCUCCUCACAGACCAGUACCUGACCACAUGACGCGUUUCACUUCCUGUUUGGAGCUCCGUGUGAUGUCAUUCUCCACAAAAGAUCAGGAGUCGCAGCUGCAGUUUAACUCUGGACGACGAUAAACAAACCUGUUGCUUCAUGGGAUUCAAUUAGUGUCGUCAUAACUGAACAAAAUCUCCCAAAAAUCAAACAAAACAAACUUUAAGUGAAUAAAAAUCAAUAGAAACCAAAAAAAUAUAAAUAUAAUAUAAAUCUAUACAAGAGUGAAACAUUUGAUUACAAUAUUUUUGCUGCUUUGCUGCUUAAUCUUUGUUUCAACGAGUUGGUUUGGAGAAAUAAUAACCACUUGUUAAAUGUACCUGUCCCAUCAAAAGUAACUGGCCAAUGGGGACGCAGCCCUGUCAGACAGACACGCCCACACGAGAGCUUUGUGUCAGAAACUGAAAAAUUUAGCAGUGAAACUGGAAAAAAGUGAAAAAUGAAACCGAUCAGUUCAAAAAGUGAAAAUAUUGUCAUCAAUGUUUCACUCUUGUACUGUUGGUUUCCUUUUCUUGGGAGAUUCUGUUCAAUUAAUUUGACACAAAUUUAAUCCCAUAGUGCUUCAGAUCACAGUGUUUAAACGUAUCACUUCUGCUCAUCAUAACCAUGUGAAGUACAACAGUUUCAUACAACAGUAUUAUCCGGUACACUGCUAAAGGACUACAUGUUGUUACAUUCUGUAGGAAAAAAAGACUUCAACACUCGCAAAAAUUCAUUUGGUUUUCAUUCAUUUCCUGUGAGGAGGAACAGCAGCAGCAGCAGCUUAGAUGGACUGGAGACGAGGAGCAGUAUAUAAACCAGUUCACACCGGUUCACUCCCUGCAGACAUGCAGGUAAAACAUAGUCGAGUUACGGAGCCGAUAUGCUGCUCCAGCUUAACCGUCAUCAGGAACCAGGAGGUCACACUUCAGGUCGGGAUCACAUGAGAAACCUCGUCUUCUUUUUCAGGCAGCUGUGAGCGUCGACGAUUUAAAACGUUUAACAGACGUUAACGAUGUCCUGCUCCGUUACUUUUUACGUCUGCAACUAACUUUCAUUAUUAAUCUGCUCGUUAUUUUCUCAAUUUAUCAUUUUGUCUAUAAAAUGUCAGAAAACAGUGAAAAUGCCUCAAAGAUUACGUUUUUUAAAAGUCUUAUUUUGUCCGACGAUAACGAUCACAGCAUCACAUUUGAGAAGCUAAAUCCAGCAAAUAUUUGAUCUUUUUUGCUUAAAUUUUUGCUGUUUGUCAACAGAUGAAUCAAUAGUUUAAUUAUUACUGCAGAUAUGAUGCCUGCGUUUCAGUAACGACACCAAAACUGACCUUUUUUUCAUACUCGAUGAGGAAUAUUGACUUUUUUCUACAAAAACUUUUUGUUUUCUUUGAACAAAUGGAGCAAAAUGAUGAUUUAAAACAGGAACUAUUUGAUAGAGAGCUCUCAUACUGUCUUUGAGUUAUGAGACUUUUGCUUCCUUUAAAUGGUUUUCUGUUAUAUUUCCAACUUGUACACUAAUUUCUUUCAUUACUAUUAUGUAACGUUCGUGUGUCGGUGCAGAGUUUAGACGUUUCAGGCUCGUUCAGAGAUGUGUCCCAUGUGAUCACGACCUCGGUGUGAGUCAGACACGGCAGUCAGUUGGGGUGUAACGGUACACAAAAUCAACGGUUCGGUACAUUAUCAGCAGAGAAGAAGAAGAAAAAAGAAAGAUAGAAUUGAACAGUUUAGUUGUGCUGCAGUGGGAGAAGAAAACAACCUUUCUGUUUUAAGGCAGUCAGAACACCUGCUGACAGCUGUUCUGUGCUGAUUACUGGUCGAUCAGAGCUGCUGCUCGUCGCAGUAAGUGGAUUAUAAAGUUAUUUUGACAGUAACUGUUUGGGUCACAGAGCGAACUGAACCGAGGACAGAACCCAACAUCCCGUUCAGGACGAAUACACGUACCGUUACACCCGAUCAUGUCCGUCUGUGGAGGAACGAGGUACUGAACUGUCGAACCUUUCCGUAAACUCCCUCGCUGUGUGACGACAGGGAGGUCAGAGGUCAGAGCUGGUCUGGACUGAAGUUCAGCGGGGAGAGCUGAACUGAACUGAGCUCGUCUGGUUUAAUAAGGAAAAAAAAAGAAAAAAAAAAAGAGCGGACUCCUCUUUUAACCGUGACACUGAACUGAUCCAGUACACGUCAACAGAACAGAAACUAAAGACUGUAGACUGAUGAUGAUGAUGACAAUGAUGAUGUCAAAUGGCGGACAAUCCAGAGAGAGAGAGACUUUUCUUGCUAACACUGUGAGUGACUCCGAAUGAGGUUUAAAAUGAGGGCGAAUCGACUGACCCGCAUUUCAUAUCAGGAGAGGAAAAAAAGCAGAAACCUGCAUCCCGACCUCAUCCAAAGACCCCCCGAUCCCCACCCCACCCGACCCCAACCCCGACCCCGACCCCCCCCCGUCAGCAGUGUUUUCUGAGUUCUUAUUUCUUCAGGUUGGCUGUUUUUUGUUUUGGACUUCUGGGAGAGUGUCGUUUAAUUUUUGCAGAGGACGAUUCUUCACUUCUUUCAUUUCAAUAAACGUCUCGUCAGCACAAGUCCAGGAUACUCAAAGGUUUACUGGUGCUGAAUCAAAACUGUGAGACUUUCUUCUUGGAAAGACGAGAACUGGAUCUCAGUCUGACUUUGGAAUCCGAACAUUUCUGGAUUUAUUCUGAAAGGACUUUCAAGAGCUACAUGAACUUUUGUGGGCAAAGCCUGUAAACAUCCGUGAAGACACUCAACUGGUGUAAAACGAUAAAAACCUGAAUCACAAUUUUUGUCUUUAUAGAUUUUUUUUUUUCUUUAUUUUUUUUCCUUUUUGUGCAUUGAGACACUUCUUUGAAGAGAAGCCAGGUACAGGACAUGAAACUCUGCAAAGGGUUUGAGGGAGUCCCGACUGUUACAUCCGUCUGGGAACUUCCUCAAUUUUGCAACCAAGUAUUUUCCCUCUUAGUUCGGUUUGAAAAUCGACACGUAUCGCAAAAAUGUUUGGAAAUGUCCUUAAAUUUUUUGAAGCUUUUAUUAUUUUUUUUCCAAAUAUUGUCUGAAACACCAAACUUUUCUGCUGGUGGAGGAAUAAAUUAAUACAUUUAGGUUAUUCCACAAAAGCCCUGUUUUCUUCAUCCUAACUAGUGAACACAUUAGAACCAAAUCUGUAAUUGUAAGACAAUAAGUCGUCAUGAAAAGGUCAUUCACUGUUAAUUAUCAAUUCUGAUUUAAUUAAACAUCUGGUUUUAUUAUCUAACAGCCUUUUAUACUGCGAGACAAUGGUCUCUAUUUAGUUCAAAUUAUCCAAAUAAUCUGAAGAUGAAAAGACAAAUUAUUUAUCCACAGACAUUUCCUUUUCUACAGACAUUGUACUUUUAUUAAUGGUUAUAAUCUGUGUGUGUGUGCGUGUGUGUGUGUGUGUGUGUGUCAGUCAUUCAUUCCUAGCUUCAGUUUGUGUCAUGUAGACAUUUUUAUAUUUGAGAUUUCUGCACUGACGAUCACAUUUAAGAGGAAUAAAUGAGUUCAACAUCUUUAGUUGAAAUGAAACAGACUCCCUGCAGCUCGUUCCACGACGGCUGCAGCCAACAAUUAUUUUCAAGUUGUUUUUUUUUUUCACUAUUUGCUGAAUCUAUAAAAUGACAGUAAAUGGUGAAAAAUGCUCAUCAGUUUCCCAGAGGCCAAAGUCACUUCUUCAAAUGUUGUUUUGUUCAACCAACAACCCAAAACACAAAGUCAAAGGAGUUUCUUCUUGACAUUUGACUUUAACAAUUAAUGUUGCAGAUAAAUACACUUUCUCUCAACUGAGCAGUUGUCCCAUCGACUUUCUCAGCUCUGCAUUUGACAGUUUAGAUCCUUUUUUUUGUGAGCCUUGUCCCAGUUUUGGAUCAAAAAGAAAAUGCUGAAAUCGAGAUACAACUUGUGAAACUGUGUCCAAAGUCAACAGCUGAAGAAAUGUUUGUAGAGCUGCAACGAUUAAUUGAUUAGUUGCCAACUAUUACAUUAAUCGCCAACUAUUUUGAUGAUCAACUUUUUUUGUAAGAAAAAAAUGUCCAAAUUCUCUGAUUGGAGCUUAGCUGUAGCUCUGUAUGUUUCGUUGACGGACCAUAUUAAACGCGUCUUCUAAGUUUAAAGUGAAAUUUGUUUGUACAAAACAACACAAAAGCAUCCAACUCCCCCCAAAAAAUAGUUCCAUAGAGUAACAAUACAGUACAUGAACACAACACUAACACUAGGUUAAGUUUGCUUUACGAUUACCAAAUAAUUAACUAAAUUCAUUGAUACUUUGUUGAAGCCAAUAAAUUCUUUAAAACGCUGAUGAAAUGAACUAUAAUGGGCCUAACGCUGAGCCCUGAGGAACACCACAAGUAGGUUUAAACACCUACUUUGUGGUUUUAUGUUUUACUCCAGUUUGAUAAUUCUCUGACUCGAAAGAUAAUCAGUACAGAAGUCUCAAAAAUAGAUGAUUUGCGUGAGGAAAAACAAACUGGGGCUCUGUCAUUCCAGUUUUAAAAUCAUUUUUUGGUUUAUAGAAAAAAAAAACCUUCAGGCUCAUUGUGACUGAAGAGUUUUCCUUUUAUUUAUUUUCUGACAGAUUUCUUUUCUGGCCUAAAAGCACAUUACGAGUAAAGACAUGUCAUCCCAAGCUACAGUAUUCCCUGUGACAGUUUGUAGUUUUUUUGAUACUGAUAUCUGAUUAUUCCUGAAGUUGUGGAAUAAUUUCAGGCACUAUUUUGUUUUUUCAAUGGACAAAAUUUCACACUUUUUUUGGUUUAAUGAUGCAAAAUUGUUGGCCCAAAAAUAUUUAUUUUAUGCCCAAAUAAAUUCCAUUUCCAGACAUUAUUUGUCCAUUUUGGGUUGAAAAUUAAAGUUCUUUAAAGUUUCUCCAUAUUUGAAGGCACAUGAGAAACUCGUUAUUAUUUUGGUUGUUUUCACCUAAAAGGAAAAGCUUUUUAUAAGAUGUAAUAAUACAUUUUAUUCUUAGCAUCAUUAGUUUCAGUUUUGGGCCAGACAUCCUGUUUUUAAAAGAUGAGAAAUCUCAGUUUGGAGAGUCUCUCAACCAAAACCUUUAAAAAUAUCUUCAGACUUAACCACCAAAUCCUCGUCCUGGAGAACUCAAGUCUUCUUUUGGUGAUCUGUUAGUUUCCAAAUGUCAACACUGAGCUCAUUAUAUUUUCAUAACCUUACUGUAAGUCUGAGCACUCAUAACCUAUAACCUGUUCCUCUACAACCUGGUGAUGAAAUAUGUUGGAGGUUUUGUGCUUUUUCUCAGUUUAAUUGGAAAUCCAUCUUUAUUCCAUCAACACUGUAUUUUCUGUAUCAGAAAUAGUUUUUUUUGUUUUUCUUUCCUUCUCCUCUAUUUGCUUCUCACUCAUGCUGUUCAUGUCAGAAUCGAGGACAAUAAAGCACCAGGAUCUUGAAACUGUCAA